CAAAAGACCGAUUAUACUAUUAGAGAAUUUUAAAACUUACUUCAAUCUUUGAAAACUUAAUUCCUUCAACUCGUUCAUGGUUUCUUCUAAUUUCUUUCCCUACCCAUAUCCUCAUUUCUCACCCCAAACUUCUUCCUUCGCUUCACAGGAAUCCGUGGUGGGAUGUAACGGAGUGUUUGAAUUCAACAAUGAAUCCCUUCCGUUCGACGAGAACAACUCCGAAGAAAUGCUUCUCUUCGGAGUCCUGGCAGAGGCAGAGAUAGACCAGUUGCUGAAUCGGUACGGUCAGACGGACUCGUUGAAGGGAACCUCCUCCAGCUCCUCGAGUACUCCUGCUCGAGGCAGGGAAGAGGAAGUAUGCUCGGAAGAAGCGCACGGAGAUUCCGUAAAGGAGGUUACGUACAGAGGCGUCCGGAAACGUCCGUGGGGGAAAUACGCUGCAGAGAUAAGAGACUCGACGAGGAACGGGGUCAGGGUGUGGUUGGGAACGUUCGACACCGCCGAGGAGGCGGCCCUGGCGUACGACCAAGCGGCAUUUGCGAUGCGCGGUUCCAGCGCGGUGCUCAACUUUCCGGCGGAGGUGGCUUACGAGUCCCUCAGGGAGAUGAAGUGUGGCUUUCAGGAAGGGUGUUCGCCGGUUUUGGCUCUGAAGAAGAGACACUACAUGAAGAGGAAAGGACGGAAAGGGAAGAAGAAAGAUACUGUGGAGAGAGAAAAUCGGUUAGGGUUGGAAAAUGUGGUGGUGUUAGAGGACUUGGGCGCUGAUUAUUUGGAGGAACUUUUGGGUUUGUCUGAGAGCAGUACUGGUGUUGGUACUUGGUCAUGAUCAAAAGUGUACUUUAGGGGUUACCCACAUUGUUUCUUGGCCUCUCUCUCUUUCUUUCUCCCUCUCUCUCUCUCUAGAUGUGGAAAUGGUUGAAAUCUCAUGAUUUAUUAUGUUGGUCUCUUAUGUUUAUUCAACACAAACAAAAUGUCUAGUUAACACGUACAAUUUCUUGGUUUUUC
Rhododendron vialii is the source of this 1005-nucleotide messenger RNA. Its product is annotated as ethylene-response factor C3-like. NCBI's taxonomy places the organism in Eukaryota, Viridiplantae, Streptophyta, Magnoliopsida, Ericales, Ericaceae. The coding region runs from base 77 to 826 and encodes 249 amino acids. Gene Ontology annotation, biological process: regulation of DNA-templated transcription; ethylene-activated signaling pathway. The transcript has a single exon. The record is from RefSeq and is a predicted model, not a curated record. Gene Ontology annotation, molecular function: DNA binding; DNA-binding transcription factor activity.